Molecule: messenger RNA, 766 nt
Organism: Schistosoma mattheei
Lineage: Eukaryota; Metazoa; Platyhelminthes; Trematoda; Strigeidida; Schistosomatidae
Source: the annotation of a GenBank genome assembly
CCACGAUCCCGCCUCGCGAGAUUCAAAUCCAGGACCUUUCAGUCUCGCGGGCGAGUGCAUCUGGAAAAAUCGUCAACGUCAUCUGGAAUUCAUACAACGAACUACACCGCAAGGUGGUGCAUGGAGUACAGCUGAGAAACGCAUUCCAAGUGACAACCGGAGCCAGUCAAGGUUGCUUACUCUCGCUCUUUCACUUUCUUCUAGUAGUUGACUGGAUUGUGAAGACCUCCACAUGUUAGGAAAAGCACGAUAUACGAUAGACAGACUGGAUGUAACUAGGCGAAUGGACUUUACAGAUGACCUGCCUCUUCUAACCCAUACAUACAAACAAUUGCAGAUAAAGACAACUAGUGUAGUAGCAGUGUCUGAGACAUUAGGCAUCAACCUGGAGAACACCAACCCAGUCGCAUUUUAUGGAGAAGCUCUGGAAGAUGUGGAAACUUUCACGUACCUGGAUAGCAUCAUCAUCGAUGAACAAGGAGGAUCCGAUGCUAACGUAAAGGUGAAAAUUGGCAAAGCAAGCGAGCCAUUUCCACAACCGAAAGACGUUUAAAACUCAAAAUGACUGUCAACUAAUAUCAAUGUGAAAAUCUUGAGUACGAACAUCAAGACAGUUCUGCUGUACGGAGCUGAAACGUCGAGAACUACGACAACCGUCAUCAAAAGAGUACAAGUAUUUAUAAAUAAUUUUCUACGCAAGAUACUAAAUGUGCACUCACCAGAUACCACCAGCACCUUCGAGCUGAAGAAAGAAUUAAGAAAAAAC